Messenger RNA from Rhodofomes roseus, 1701 nucleotides. RefSeq lists its product as uncharacterized. The transcript has 4 exons. NCBI's taxonomy places the organism in Eukaryota, Fungi, Basidiomycota, Agaricomycetes, Polyporales, Fomitopsidaceae. Bases 1 to 1701 code for a protein of 566 amino acids. Gene Ontology annotation, molecular function: protein binding. The record is from RefSeq and is a predicted model, not a curated record.
AUGUCUCAUUCGCAACGAGCAAGCACAAUAUAUACUCUAAGAGAUUACGAGCGGGAUCUCAGCUGCAAGACGACUCUUCAGCUAGUGGAUGUCCUACGGACGAAGUUGGUGCUUGGGCACUACAAAGCAACAAUCAUUCCAGAGGUGGACGCGCUGGUGCGAAAGGACCUCAUGUCGACUCUCAUGCUGCUCAUAGACGGCCCAAAUACGCGAGUCCCCAUCAAUCGCAAGCUCCCGCCAGAGCUCCUCAGGGUCAUCUUCGACCACGUCCGCCUGCAGCCAUGCAAGCGGGGCACGCCCGGGACGAGCAUCUGGGACCCGGUCGUCGUCCGGCUCGACUGGCUCAUCCGCGCGUCGCACGUCUGCCGCUACUGGCGGACGAUCAUCGUCGACGAUCCCGCGCUGUGGAACAGGAUUGACGACCCGAGGCGACAUCUGAUGUUUGUGUCCGUCCCGGUGGAGAGAGCACGGAUGAUGCCGCUCGCGAUUUCGAUCAAGGGAGAGCCUACGCCUCCUAUGCGUGCGCUGCUCGAAGGCUCUAAGCCAGUCCGCGAGAUACGUUACGAUGGUAUCAGCGUUAGCUUGUCGCAGAAGCAUCUGCAACGGCAGGCUCCUUUCCUCGAGAACCUCAGUCUGACCGGGACGCCGGGGAGGACGGCGCCUGGGCACGCCCGCAGGCCCAGUGGAGGCUACCCCGUACAGAUAUUCCGAGGAUACACACCCAAUUUGCACCGCCUCGCUCUCGAGUCCCUGAACUGGCUCCCCACACUCCAGAUGUCGUCGCUCACACAUCUCUGCAUCACAGACUGCUACGGCCGAACUCUCCUGCAGAGGAUACUGUCGUUGCUGUCCGUGAGUCAGAACUUGACCGACCUCGUCUUGGUGGACCGCGGCGAUGUCCUGCAUUCCGAAGGACUGCAGCUAGCGACGCCAGUGCACCCCCGCCAUCUGGAGAGACUGGUGUUCAAGAAUAUGUCGAGUGCGGGUGUCACGCUGUUCCUCACACGUGUGCGCCUAAAACCAGAGACGUCCGUGCGGCUGGUCGACGUGCGGCCGCUCAGUCGCCAUCUAUUGGAACAGCUCUCUAGACUGGAGUUGAAAGAGGGCAUCACCAAGCUCUUUAUCAAAGGGUCAGGGACGCGGCGCACCGUCGUCGGGGAGGGACCCUCGACGGGCAUCCUCAUCGACCACUUCGUCGCGGAGAACGAAGACUGGGGCACCGCGUUGCCUAGGAUCCUACCAAUGGAUAAGCUCCGCGAACUCCAUGUAACUCUACGGGAUAGCCCCGCACUCUUUGCCAGUACGCCAACGGCGAUGUUCGACUUCUUACACCAGGCACCCGCCCUGGAACGGAUAUACGUCGACACCGAGGGGCUCAUCAGCCUCCUGGACGCACUUGAAUGCUGUGGCAGAGGCAAGACACCGAAGCUUGCCUGCCCGGACCUCGUGCUGCAUGUCCAAAUGCCCUGCCGUGGGUCCGGGUCGAGCACGGCCCUGAUACAGUCUUUCGCGACUAGACAGACGAAUCUGGGCAUUCGCCGUCUGGUCGCGGAAUACUGCCCAGGAUGUCAGGGGGUGCCGUGCACUAGACCGUGGUUCUCGCGCGAUAUUCAGGUCAACUUUGAAUCAGUAACCUCGACGCCGAAAUCACGCAUGGGGCACGAAUGGCGUAUGCUUCGUACGGACUGGCCGGCAUGUUGA